This is a messenger RNA of Monopterus albus (swamp eel), 921 nucleotides long. RefSeq lists its product as uncharacterized. NCBI's taxonomy places the organism in Eukaryota, Metazoa, Chordata, Actinopteri, Synbranchiformes, Synbranchidae. Bases 1 to 921 code for a protein of 306 amino acids. The record is from RefSeq and is a predicted model, not a curated record. The transcript is spliced from 5 exons.
AUGACAGGAUCACUGAUCACUGCAUCCCAGUCGGUGGGAAACUUCCAGACUCUGCAACUAAAUACACAAGUAGGAUUGUGGGAGAUUAAAAUGGUGUCACCAAAUCCCUACACACUGAAGGUUGUAGGUGCUAAUGCCAGCAUGAUGGUGACGAUAAGUGGGAGUGACUCCGCCAUAGUGAGAGAAGUCACUCUGGUUGAAUCAUUGGGUUCAGGGAUGGUUAACGGCACCAUAGAGACUCAGAGUGAGAGAAACGUCUUAAUUCGGUUUGACAAGAUACCAUCAGCUAGGUUUGCGGUACUUGUGAAGGGACAGAUCAGUAACGCCUCCACCAAAGCUUCCUCAGUGCCCUUCCAAAGGCAGUCAUCCACCACCAUCAGAUCUUCUAAUGUGACUGUUACUGUUACAGAUACAAACGGUGUCUUAGUACCAGGAACACCACGAUUACUUCCCUUCUCUGUGACGACCAGCGGUGCAGGAGGAAACUUCAUCAUCCAAGCUACCAAUGACCAAGGUUUUAGUUCAACUUUCCCAUCUAGUUUAUCCCUGGAAGCUGGCGGCAGUGCCUAUGGUAUAGUGACCAUCACGGCGCCUCCAGACACCACGUCUGGUACGAGCGUCACCUUGACCAUUGGGGCCGAGGCUCCAGGAGGAGCAGAUACAAACUAUGCUGUGCUAACAAUGGAGACUGUUACUCAGCCAAUGUCUGCUGCUCAGCCUACUGUCCAACUGCUCUUACAAUUGCAGCUUGUCAUUGUGGGAGCUGUCUCUUCAGGUGACUGGGCGUCUUGUUGUUCACCAAAUGUGGAGCUGUUGAUUGGGGAUCAGGCGGGUAAUGUAGGCAUCUGUUCCUACACUGUCCAGAAUAACUUCACCACCACCACACAAGCAUCUGGAACUGCAGCUACCAGCAACACAUAA